Molecule: messenger RNA, 2232 nt
Organism: Ziziphus jujuba (common jujube)
Lineage: Eukaryota; Viridiplantae; Streptophyta; Magnoliopsida; Rosales; Rhamnaceae
Product: MACPF domain-containing protein CAD1
Exons: 6
Coding region: 285-1991 (568 amino acids)
Biological process (GO): plant-type hypersensitive response; regulation of salicylic acid mediated signaling pathway
Cellular component (GO): plasma membrane
Source: RefSeq, a predicted model, not a curated record
CCCCAAAAAAUAAAAAUAAAAAAAAAGGCCCACCAACUACAAAGUCCAAGCUCCCCCACAAAGCCACCACCCCCACAAACCUAUUCAACAACAAAACAAAACACAAACCAGCAACAUAGACCUGAACGAAAACAAUUUUUUCAGUUUUCCAAAUUCUAUAUAUAUAUAUAUAUAUAUAUAUAUAUAUUUUUUUUUUUUUUUUCCAGAAAAUGAAAUGAACUUGCCAGCCAACCAGAGGACCAUUUCUUCUGAGCAUAUUCUACUAUUCCUCUAUCCCUUCACCAAUGAAAGCAAGCUCGAUCUCGACAUCAACCUCAACCUCUGAUGCUUUGACCACCACGCUUUGCAACUCAAUCCAAGCUCUAGGUCGGGGCUUCGAUGUCACCUCGGAUAUUCGGCUUCUCUAUUGCAAGGGAGCUCCUGGGUCCAGGCUUGUGAAGCUUGAUGAGGGUCAAAGCAGGGAUCUUUUUGUCCCUGAUGGUGUUGUUGUGCCCAAUGUUCCGGUUGAUAUUGACUUCUCUCGGGUCGAGAGUAAUAUUGAGAAAGUUCCUGUGUGCAGCUUCCAUGAGAUGGCAGAAUACUUCAAUAAGAAAUCAGACAUAUCAGGCGACAUUCCCCUUGGAAGCUUUAAUGCCAUGUACAAUUUCACCGGUGCUUGGCAAGUUGAUGCAGCCGCCACCAAAUCCCUUGCCAUGGUUGGAUACCUGAUUCCUAUGUACAAAGUUACAUUAGAAAAGCCAAAUUUAGUUUUGAAUGAGGAAAUCAAGCGUGCUGUUCCUUAUUCUUGGGAUCCUGCAUCCUUGGCAAGUUUCAUUGAGAAUUUCGGUACUCAUAUUGUUACAUCUGCAACAAUUGGUGGAAGAGAUGUGGUUUAUAUAAGGCAGCACCACUCAUCUCCUUUGUCAACAUUGGACAUUGAGAAUUAUGUGAAAGACAUUGCUGAUCAUAGGUUUCAGGAGUCAAAAAGCCAGUCAAGUGCCGGUCCCUUAAAAUACAAGGACAAGGAUGUAACAGUUAUUUUUAGGAGACGAGGUGGUGAUGAUCUCGAGCAGAGUCUUGCCAAGUGGGCAGAGACUGUACGAUUAGCACCGGAUGUGAUUAACAUGACAUUUACUCCCAUUGUUUCUUUGCUUGAAGGAGUGCCUGGAAUAAAGCACUUGACCCGUGCAAUUGAAUUAUACUUGGAGUACAAGCCACCCAUUGAAGAUCUGCAAUAUUUCUUGGAUUUUCAAAUUGCACGAAUAUGGGCCCCUGAGCAGAAUAAUUUGCAAAGAAAAGAGCCUGUGUGUCCGUCUCUUCAGUUCAGUUUGAUGGGUCCCAAGCUUUAUAUCAGCCCAGAUCAGGUAACAGUAGGCCGGAAGCCAGUUACAGGGCUUAGACUUAGCCUAGAAGGCAUCAAGCAAAACCGACUAGCUAUACAUUUGCAGCAUCUUGUAUCUCUUCCUAAAAUCCUUCAACCCCACUGGGAUGCCCAUAUGGCCAUAGGUGCACCCAAGUGGCAAGGUCCUGAGGAGCAAGAUAGCCGUUGGUUUGAACCUAUAAAGUGGAAGAACUUUUCUCAUGUAAGCACUGCACCAAUAGAGCACACAGAAACUUGUAUAGGAGACCUUUCUGGUGUUCACAUUGUGACAGGAGCUCAACUUGGUGUUUGGGAUUUUGGUUCCAAAAAUGUUUUACAUCUCAAACUCCUCUUCUCCAAAGUACCAGGCUGUACGAUAAGGCGGUCUGUUUGGGAUCACAAUCCAUCUGCCCCUGCUUCUGCACAAAGGCCCGAUGGUGCUUCUUCUUCAUACAUAAACAACAAAACCUCCGAUGAUAAAAAGGAAGAUAGCUCAGGCCAAACUGGAAAACUAGCUAAAAUUGUAGACAAAACUGAAAUGUCAAAGGGUCCACAAGAUAUUCCAGGCCAUUGGUUAGUCACGGGUGCUAAACUUGGAGUAGACAAAGGAAAGAUUAUGCUACGAGUGAAGUACUCCUUGCUGAAUUACUGAUCUCCUUUUUGUGCUUGUAAUUUUAGGCUUUCCCACUAGGAAUUGAUAGUCAAGCAUUCUUUGCACAGGCAUUCCCUGUUCUUUUGUUAUGUACAUUGUUCUUUUGCUUGUAAGUCAUAUCCAUUUGAUAGUCACGUCAUUAUUUAUAUGAAGGUUUGCCUUCUAAUAUUUGGGUUAGAUAAUUUGUUUAUCAAAAAAACAAAGAAACAGUGUUGAAUAAUAGUAGACUUGUUUUGGUUAA